Molecule: messenger RNA, 3288 nt
Organism: Gloeophyllum trabeum ATCC 11539
Lineage: Eukaryota; Fungi; Basidiomycota; Agaricomycetes; Gloeophyllales; Gloeophyllaceae
Exons: 11
Coding region: 48-3278 (1076 amino acids)
Biological process (GO): regulation of telomere maintenance via telomerase; telomere capping
Cellular component (GO): chromosome, telomeric region; nuclear telomere cap complex
Molecular function (GO): telomerase inhibitor activity; G-rich strand telomeric DNA binding
Source: RefSeq, a predicted model, not a curated record
CUUCCCACAUCCACCUUACUCGUCCCCUGAAGAGCUCGACACUAGUCAUGGAACGUGAGAGCGAGAGAGCCGCAAAACGGCGCAGGCUGGACGACGUUUCCGACUCUGACGGUACAGACUUAUUCGACCCUUCUCACCUAGUCACCGCGGGGAAUGUCCAAAACGGCGAAGCAGAGGCGAAAUCUCCCAACUACAUACAGGGCUGCGUUGUGAUGCGAUGGGCCUCGACUCGUCGUAUCAGGCUCUCGAAGGACUAUGGAAAUGGUAUAGCAGUGGAGAUACAGUUGAAUGGACCCUGCGCCGAGCUGUGGGAUUCAUUCGGUUUCGACAUUGGCGACGUGCUGGAAGUCAGCUUGGAAGGAGCGUCUAUAGAAAAGACGAAGUCUGCAGGAAUCUUGUAUCUUGUCUACAACGAAGGUAUCGCCUUAAAAUACCUGACCAGAAGUAAGAAGCCCGCAGAGAACGGACGAAUCAUCAAUUCAUGGAACGCUAUUCAGAGGCCGAGUCAAGAGAGAGCCUCGCCAGAUCCCGAUGAUUGGUUCUCAACUCCAAUCAAAGGACUUAGAAAACGAUCCAAAUUCACUAACGAAGAAAAGGAGAAAAUCUCACCCUCAUAUGAAGGUGUCGAAGGGCCUCCCGCGACGCACGCCCUUCCUGAUGCUGCGAUGGACAAUAAUUCUCUUGUCCUUUCCGUCCCGCUGGAGCCAGAACUCAAAUCACUGAUACCGGAAUCUGCGAAUAACAGCGCAAAGAAUGUACCACCUACUGUCGGAGAAGAGCCGGUGCCUGCAGCUACCACGCCUUGUGAGACUAUAGAGGGGACUCAAAUGGACAUGUACCACAUGCCAAUGCGUCAUCCAACAGCUCAGCGCUCCCUGAAAGCGUCUGUCGCCCCGGAAGUCCAAGAUGUCCCCAAAGAUUUUACAGAGGAAACUCGGACUGAGACGAAAAAGGAGAAACGCGCUCGCAUCAGACGGGAGAAACAGGCUCUUAAAGGGCAGCAAGCGUCCGAAGCGCCAGGCACGCCGGAAAUGCAUACUGUUGCUGAUCCUCUUAUCCUGCCCGUAGCGCCUUCCGUCCAAGAGACGCCGCAACCAGCUGCUGUUGUACCUAAGGCGGAGGCAUCCCGGCCGUCUCCAGUUGUAUUUGCACCUGCGAAGACCGAGGAUCCUGCACUGGAACUCAAAGCUGGCUUACGAGCAUCUACAGACUACUAUAUCCCUUUGGCCAUGGCACGUUCACAUUACGAGUUCAGCACCAUAGCCGUUGUCACCUACGCCUCCAAUCCAGAGAGGAAGGGAGGCGGUGAUUGGAUGAUCUGCAUAAGCCUUAUCGACCCAUCCAACUUUGAACAUGAAAGUGGAUAUGGUUUCGGUGAAAAGGAUGGAUUCAAGAUCAAUUGUUUCACUCAGAAAUAUCAAGAAUGGCUUCCUCGGCCACAGCGUGGAGAUGUUGUUGUCCUGAGAAAGGUAAAAAGAUGCAUAUGGCAAGGCAAUGUAACAGGCACCGGCUACCAUGAUAAGCUUCGCUGGGCUAUCUACUCACCCUCUCUAGGCCGAACACACCAUGGCGAACUCGGCUCCGCGCCUCGAGCGGCCGCGCUCGACGGCGGUUUCGGCGCUGACUUUAGCCCCUUCUGGGAGCCGGAAGAGGACGAAUUGCAGUACUGCAUCAGGCUGGCGGACUGGUGGCAGGCGCUGCAGAAAGAGCGGUUGAAGCAACUGGGGACCAUCCACCACAUCUCAGCGCCGCCGAGGUGUUCGGGUGGCCAGGGGAAACAACACAGACUCAUCUGCGAGUGCAGACCGGAUAUGGAACCUGCAGGUUUCUUCAAUUGCACCGUUGAGAUUGUCUUCUUGUAUCUGAGCGACAAUGACGGUCCACAUAGUCUCUACGUGACAGACUACACGAAGAAUGCCGCUCCUAUGCCCUUCAACACCGCUUGGUGCCGUGCUGAGUUCGCAGAGUACGUCCUCAAGAUCGAGAUAUGGGAUGCCGCCAAGGAAUUGUGCAAGAAUAUGCAGGCAGGCGAAUACUACUCGCUUGGGAAUAUUAAGUUCCGCUCCGGGUCAAGUGGAUACUAUGAAGGCAAAGCCAACAAUGUCAAAUGCGUCAAAUUGCAUGCGGAGGACGAGGCAGCGAAAGAACACCCGCAUCUGCAGGCUCUUCUUCGGAGGAAGAAAGAGUGGGAGGAUAAGAAUGCUUCCAAGUCUGACUUCGAACAUACUCUUAUCGAAGAGAUACAGAGGGACAGAUUUAUUGAUUGUACUGUCGAGGUUUUACACGUUGUACAUAAGGGCGAUCCCUCAUACCUCUAUGUGACAGAUUAUACCUCGAACAACUCCCUGCCGCUUCAGGACGCUUCUUGGGUUGAAGGCUUAGAGAACUGCGUACUUCUCAUUCGACUCUAUGGAAAACAAGCAGAGGACGCUAAGGCACUCGAGGUUGGAUGUUACUAUAACAUCCGGAGCCUCCAGGUCAAGAGACGGUCAAGCGAAGACGGUUUUCAGGGUCGUAUCGGAGGAGAGGGAAGACAUUUCUUCAAGCUGAGAGCUGAUCGAACCGACAAUCCUCAGUUGCAGGCGCUGCUCGGGCGUAAACAAGCAUGGCAAAAUCAGAAGAACCAACUUCCUUGGAUGCAGACAGUUAAAGCAAAUAGCGAAGAUCGGCGUCCCCCGACGAAUACAGACGAACGGAGUGGCAAGGAUGUAUCGGGAAGUGUAACCAUCCAGACUACAGAUUUACGCCGCAAGGGCUACUCUACUCUAGAAGAAAUUCGUACAAGUACCGAUUCUCCAAAGAAGUGGAAGGUCUUCGCCCGGAUCGUCGAUUUCUUCCCGCUUACGUUACCUGAGUGUUUCUUUCUAAGGUGCACGCGAUGCAAGAGGAAUCUCCCCGCAAAUAGGAAGGGAUGUCUAGAAUGCGAAGAUGACGGCGUUGACGACCCUGUCUGCUGUUUUGUUCGCCUCUUCUUCCGACUGCAAGAUCCAGAAGGAACAGAGCUGGAUGUAUCAGCUUGUGAUCCUGACUGCACCUUGUGGAAGGACUUCCAGCCCGCAGACCCGUGCGACGAUGAGGGUAUUCUGGAAGAUUUCCAGAGCCGCCUCCGACCUUUCUUGGGGAAUCUCUUUGAAGUGCAUAGUGGCAUUGAGGAGAACGUGCGUAUUGAACCGGAAACCUCUUUCCUCAGUUGUACUGUGUACAGUUGGCCCCUAGGCGACGAUAGUGGAUCCAAGGGUUACGCCAUCAUGGACGUCGACGACCUUGAGAAGCCUUGAACUUUGCGUG